CGUUAUCCAGAUAAAGUUUACUAUUUUAUAGCUACCACCCAGAGCUUUAAAUUUUUAUUAAACCUUACAAUUUAAUUGCCUCAACGUCGUCGUCGGGGCACUCUAUUUUUGUAUUGUUUUCGAUACAAGUCGUCUCGAGUUACUGUUUUCAAAUCUUAAGAAAAACCAUAAGAUUUAAUGAAGACUUUUUUCUUAAUUGUGGGAUUACUUUUGAGUAUCACCUUUGUAAAUGCCCGAGAUGAACCCGCUACUGGACCAUCUGGAACAGUUUGUGAAUCGGCAGGUGGUUCGUGCAAAGGUCUUCCAGAUGGCGUUAAGAUAGGAUACAAAAAUGACUGCACAAAAUUCAUUCAGUGUUUCUUGGAAUGUGGAUGUGAUAUGGAAUGUCCUGCUGGAUUACAUUUUAACAGCGAGAGGCAGGUUUGUGAUUGGCCAACAAGUGCUAAGUGUGAUCCAUCGUAUGUCGGGCCACCUACUGGACCUUCCGGAAUUGAGUGCGAAUCACCUGGAGAAUUAUGUAAAAAUGUGACAGAUGGUGCUUUUAUUGCAAAUGCUACUGAUUGCACCAAGUACAUUGUGUGCUUGAUGGGGUGUGAAAUCAGUACGAACUGUCCGAGUGGAACUCAUUUCAGCACAACACUUAAACGGUGCACUUUCCCAACUGAAGCUGGCUGCGAUUCAAAUGAAACUUUUAAUCCACCAGGUCCAUCUCCACCAGGCCCAUCUCCACCAGGUCCAUCUCCACCAGGUCCAUCUCCCCCAGGUCCUUCUCCUCCAGGUCCAUCUCCACCAGGUCCAUCUCCACCAGGUCCGCCUCCACCAGGUCCAUCUCCACCAGGUCCAUCUCCACCAGGUCCAUCUCCCCCAGGCCCAUCGCCACCAGGACCAUCUCCACCAGGUCCAUCUCCCCCAGGCCCAUCUCCACCAGGCCCAUCUCCACCGGGUCCAUCUCCACCAGGCCCAUCUCCACCAGGUCCAUCUCCACCAGGUCCAUCUCCACCAGGUCCAUGUACACCAGGUCCAUCUUCACCAGGUCCAUGUUCACCAGGUCCAUCUUCACCAGGUUCAUGCACACCAAGUCCAUCUUCACCUGGGUCAUGUACACCAGGUCCAUGUACACCAGGUCCAUCUUCACCAGGUUCAUGUACACCAGGGCCAUCUUCACCAGGUUCAUGUGCACCAGGUCCAUCUUCACCUGGGUCAUGUACACCAGGUCCAUGUACACCAGGUGCAUGUACGCCAGCUCCAUGUACACCAGGACCAUGUACGCCAGCUCCAUGCACACCAGGACCAUGUACGCCAGCUCCAUGCACACCAGGUCCAUGUUCGCCAGUUCCAUGUUCGCCAGCUCCAUGUACUCCUGGACCAUGUACACCUGGACCAUUAACACCUGGUCCAUCAACUGGACCAUCAGGUUUAAAUUGCGAUGCAUCUGGAGAGUCUUGCAAAAAUAUGACCGAUGGAACUUUCAUUGCAAGCCCCAAUGAUUGCAACAAGUACAUAGAGUGCUUGAUGGGAUGUGAAAUCAGUAGAGAUUGCCCAAAUGGAACUCAUUUUAGCGCUGAACACAAACAGUGCCUGCUGCCAGCCCAAGCUGGUUGCGAUUCGUCGUAUGAAAAUUAUCAACCUAGCCCACCCGAGCCAGCACCAUGUCCUUGUGCAACAGCUCCUCCACCCGUAAAGCAAACUGAAAGACCAACAUCCAGUUCAAAAGCUCCAUCAUCAACCGCUAAGCCUUCAACACGUCAACCAUUUAAACCGACACCAAAGCCAACACCUCUUCCUAACGGUGGCGGUCAAAGCUCAUGCUCUGGCAAAGAAUCCGGUAAAUUGUUGCCCUUCAUUGGAGACUGCAACAAGUAUAUUGCAUGUGGCGGCGGAACUGCCUACAUUAUGGAUUGUGGCCCCGGAUUCCAUUUUAAUGCACCACUGGAGAUUUGCGAUUAUCCCGAAUACGCUGGUUGUGAUUCUUUGUAUGCUAAGCCUGAUUAUAAUCCAGCUUGUCAAUCUAGAGGAGCUACUUGUUAUGGCAAAGAAAAUGGAAAACUGUUGCCUUAUGCUGGCAUUUGUGAGUGGUUUGUUGCUUGUUUUGACGGAUGUGGUUAUGACAUGGCUUGUGGCAAGGGAUUACAUUUCAAUAAAUAUUCAGAAGUUUGUGAUCGGCCAGAAGAUGCCGGUUGUGACUCUAAAUUACUAUUUCCAAAUAUUCCAAAAACAACAUAAUCAUCUACAACAGAAUCCUCUACGAGUUCAAC
This is a messenger RNA of Eupeodes corollae, 2255 nucleotides long. Its product is annotated as basic proline-rich protein-like. The record is from RefSeq and is a predicted model, not a curated record. Lineage: Eukaryota; Metazoa; Arthropoda; Insecta; Diptera; Syrphidae. Gene Ontology annotation, molecular function: chitin binding. Gene Ontology annotation, cellular component: extracellular region. The transcript has 3 exons. Bases 178 to 2223 code for a protein of 681 amino acids.